CCGGCCACAUCUCGGUGAGGCGUCAGACAGGCAAGGGAGAGAUACGUGUCAGCAAUGGCACAGGUCGGAGACCAGCUCCUUGGUGAACACCCUACAGAACAAAAACUGGAACUGACUCUUGACCCUGGAGAACGAUUGACUGAAGCUGUCCAACAAGACAACGAGGACGUUCCCCAGUCCCCCGAGGGAGGGUGGGGCUGGGUGUGUGUCACCGCACGGGCUGUCAUGAUGGGCAUCGUGUUCGGCAUCAUGUAUGGCUUCGGAGUCGUCUAUGUGGAGCUGGUAGAUGUGUUCGAGACCUCCAGGACCGAGGCUGCAUGGGUGGGGUCUGUCGCUACCGGAGCUUUGCAUUUUACAGGCACUGGUCUCGGUCUGGCCAUGGUACCCGCCGUGGUGGCUGUGUCCAGCUACUUCCGGAAGAGGAGGGGGUUCGCCCUGUCCCUCUCCUCGGUCGGUGCUGGGGUGGGGACAAUGUGCUUCCCCCAGCUGUUCAGGGUCCUGAUAGAGGCAUAUGGGUGGCGGGGUCUUAUGCUGGUGUUGUCAGGGGUAGCUCUGAACCUCGUCGUCUGUGGGGCACUCUUUAGGAUGCCAGCUCAACUUAAAAAGAAUUUGGAAUCGAAAGAACAUGUCCAGGAAGCCGGUUUUGGUUCCCGAUUCACCCGACUAUUCAAAGACUUCUUUACCGUCAUACACAACGUCUCCUUCACCGUCAUCCUCGCCACCAUCACAACGACAUACCUCGUGUACAUCGUCCCCUUCGUCCACCUCCCCGACCUGGCUCGCCUCACGGGGGUAACCAAGGGCAACGCAUCCUUCCUUGUGUCCAUCAUGGGGAUAGCUGGCAUUGCAGGGAGGCUGGUCUUUGGUUUCGUCUCCACCUUCGACUGUGUCAGCAUCUUAUCAUGUCACGCUUGUAUGCUCCUUGUCUGUGGUGUAGCGACACUGCUGUGCACGUUGAUAAAGACGUACACUUUGUUUGCCGUUUAUGCAACCGUGCAUGGCGCUUUCAUAGGUAGCUACACCGGCUUCAUAGCGGUCGUCAUAACGGAGAUAGUUGGCUUGCAUCAGACCGCAAAUGCUCUGGGUAUGCUGACCUUUCUCGGAGGGAUUUUUAUAAUGCUGGCAUCGCCUCUAGCUGGAUUUCUGUACGACACAACCGGGAGUUACCUGACGUCUUUCUACUUCACUGGAGUCGUGUUUUUAAUCUGUGGUCUUGUCUACGUUGGACUCAUUCUACAUCGGACACGUCAACGUAUCUACCAGCAAGAUUCUACACACAUAGCGGACUAAUGGGGACUAAUGAUUGGAUCACCUUGUACCUGUGACCUCAACGUAUACAGGCAUCUACGGCAAGAUUCUAUGCCCAUAGCGGACUAAUGGGGACUAAUGAUUGGAUCACCUUGUACCUGUGACCUCAACGUAUACAGGCAUCUACAGCAAGAUUCUAUGCCCAUAGCGGACUAAUGGGGACUAAUGAUUGGAUCACCUUGUACCUGUGACCUCAACCUAUACAGGCAUCUACAGCAAGAUUCUACACCCAAAGCCCCUGUACACGUUGAGGACCAAUGAUUUGAUAUUGAAAAACAUCAUUUGUCUUCAUUGUUUUCCCAUUGCUGAAUGGUCCUGAAAAGAACGUGUGAGCAAGUCUUCUGCAGAUUCUCUUUACAAGUGGGUAAAUCCUGUCUGUAACUACACACCAACCUCUUUACAAGUUGGUAAAUCCUGUCUAGAACCCCACACCAAC
Molecule: messenger RNA, 1744 nt
Organism: Haliotis rufescens (red abalone)
Lineage: Eukaryota; Metazoa; Mollusca; Gastropoda; Lepetellida; Haliotidae
Product: monocarboxylate transporter 14-like
Exons: 5
Coding region: 55-1290 (411 amino acids)
Biological process (GO): monocarboxylic acid transport; transmembrane transport
Molecular function (GO): monocarboxylic acid transmembrane transporter activity
Source: RefSeq, a predicted model, not a curated record